GUCGUGGAAAAGUCGGAAAAAAUGUCAUCUAGACGUGGUGUUUUGUCAGCAUGGUAAAGAAUUCAAUUAAAGUAUAUGCGAGAUUAAAAAACGAGGAUGUUAGCAGCAAAAAGGUGGUGAAAUAUCAAAUUUAUCGUCGAGUCGAGCACGAGGACAUUAGCUUUCCCGUAAAUAGCACGACAGAUGUUCCGCAAAAGAACCGCAAGUACAGAUUUUGCAAAAUAUUUGAUGAACUUUGUACUCAAGCUGAUAUUUUUACAACUCUCGCUGUACCGAUUAUAAACAGCGUUGUAAAUGGUUUUAAUGGAACAAUUUUCGCUUACGGCCAGACGGGAAGUGGAAAAACGUAUUCAAUAACAGGAUCUCCUUCGGAAUAUAAUAAAAGGGGAAUUCUUCCUCGGUGUAUUGAACAAAUUUUUGAGUUAACUAAAACCACACCAAAUUUAUACAACAUUUACGUGUCUUAUUUGGAAAUUUACAACGAAGUCGGUUACGAUUUACUCAACUCCAAAUGUCAACCGUCUAAAUUAGAAGAACUUCCACGGGUUAUUCUUCUUGAAGAUGCUAAUGGUGAGGCUCAUUUGAGAAACUUGAGCGUACUUCCAGUUGCAAGCGAACAAGAGGCUAUGAGAUUAGUUUUUUUGGGAGAUACAAAUCGAACGAUAGCUGAAACUCCUAUGAAUGAAUAUUCUUCGAGGUCUCAUUGCAUUUUUACGAUUUAUGUUAAUAGCAGAAACGAAUCUGGUGGGAAAUUACGAAGAUCUAAACUACAUUUAGUUGAUUUAGCUGGUUCUGAACGUAUAUGUAAAGCAAAAAUAAGUGGUGUAACCCUCCGUGAAGCAAAAAACAUAAAUCUCUCCCUUCAUUAUUUAGAGCAAGUAAUCCUGGCAUUGAGCCAAUCGAAUCGUACCCACAUCCCCUAUAGAAACAGCAUGAUGACGUACAUAUUACGAGAUUCUCUCUCGGGAAACUCCCUAACGAGUAUGUUGGCCACUUUAGCUAUUACCCAGCAAAAUCACCCCGAAACUGUAACCACUUGUAAAUUCGCGCAGAGAGUCGCUUGCAUAAGUACAGAAGCUAUAAUUAAUGAGGAAGUUGAUCCGCAACAAGAGAUUGAAUAUUUAAGAUCUCAAGUUGAUGAGUUGCGUAGACAACUUGCUGAAGCUAAAGGGGGAAAUCCGCAAAAAGUUUUGAGUUAUGAAGAGGAAGAACGUUGCAAAAACAUUGCAAACGGAUUUUUAGUGAAUAACAAAGAAUGUUUGUUAGAAAAUUUAAGCAAUCCCGAAUUAGUUUGCUGCAUAAAGUACUUAAAAUCAAAUUUGGAUGAACGGUUAAACAAUUAUAUUGAAAAACAAAAAAUCGAAGACGAAAAAAUUGAUUUAACACAAAAAUUUAGCAAAAUCAUUAAAGAAAAAGAGGAAGAAAUUUCUACUUUAACAAAACUACUUGAAACAGAUCCCCAAAAAUCGACAGAUCAAAAUCAUUUAAACGAAAAUAACAAUCAGAAAUUAAAUUCUUAUUAUGACCUCCCAAAAUUAAAAGAAUUCGAUUUCGCCGAGUUUAAACCUAAAGAAAUAAAAAAUUUGGUUGAUUUAAACGAAAUUAAAAAUAAUUUGCCGAUUUCUGAACCAAACUUAUUCGAUACUUUUAUGAUGGAUAAAAAUAAUACUGAAGGAAUCAAUCAAAUAAAAGAAUCGUUAGAAAAAAAGUAUGAUUUAGCUAAAAGCGUUUCAAGAACGGUUCAAAAAUGCGAAGAUAAUAUAAAAGAUAUUAGACAAAAAUUAGCAAAAGAACCGAUGGGGACUGAAAUGUCCGAAAAAUUACACACUUUUUUGAUAUCCCAACAAAAAAUUUAUAAAGAAUCUUUGGAUCAUUUGGAAGAUUUAAAAAGUGAAACCGAAUUUUUAAAAGAGAGCUUAAAACAAGCUGAAAAAAAGGUUGUGAUUAAAUUUGAAAACACCGUUAAAAAUAAAAGUAAAGAAAAAAGUGAAUACGGGUAUGAUUUUUAUGAUUUUAUGCCGGAAAAAGACGAAUAUGAACACAAUACUAAAACAAAAUCAAAAGAUUUUGAUGUUGAUACAUUUUAUAAUGUAGUGGAUGAUGAAACUGAAAAUGUUCCUUCAAUCGAUGAAAUUUACAUACCAAAUAAAUAUUCAACUUGCACUGAUACUGAAAAAGAUUUUAGUGAAAGCAACGCUUCGUUAUUAAACCUUGAUAUAGACUCGUUUGAGAAACUUCCUUAUUCUAGUCGAUCCUUGGAAUCAAGCAGAACUUAUCGUAGUAAGAGCUCAACCCCAAAGAGUACUGAAGAUAAACGUAUCGACACUCCUAGAAAUGCAUCAACUAGUUUAAUUAAAACCACUGAUACUCCCGAAUUUAUUGAAUUCAUGAAAACCAUUCCAUUAACCGGUGAUUUUGAAGUAGAUGAUGAAAUUUUUAAUUUUUAUAGAAGCAAGUUUGAGCAUUAA
Messenger RNA from Onthophagus taurus, 2468 nucleotides. Its product is annotated as kinesin-like protein KIF6. Gene Ontology annotation, molecular function: microtubule motor activity; microtubule binding; ATP binding. Gene Ontology annotation, biological process: microtubule-based movement. The record is from RefSeq and is a predicted model, not a curated record. NCBI's taxonomy places the organism in Eukaryota, Metazoa, Arthropoda, Insecta, Coleoptera, Scarabaeidae.